UGAAGGCGCUUGGUAAAAUAAAAUCAUAUUUUUUUUAUUAAUUUCUUUAUAUUGGUCAUAGUUAGAAUAUAUUAUUUUUCAUAACAUGGAUCAGAUUCAAACCAUAUGUGUGUAUGUACAUAUGUAAUUCGAAUCAUUCAUGAAGUUUAAAGUUAAAGGAAUGUAGAGGGCCAGAAAUCGGCGAGAACAUAUGCAUAGAGGGCCACGAAAUCAUGUGCGAACAUUGAAACAUAUUGACCUAACGUGAGCAAAGUGGAAAUCUGUUUCCCACUUACAUACAUGAUAUGUCAGUAUUAUCAUUUUAUUUUAUACAUGUAUAAAUACUCUUAAGUAUAAAUAAUGUUUUACACAAGUAGACAGAAUAUUAAACUAUAUAAUAAUCGAUUAAUAUGAGAAUGAUGAUGAUAGCAACCAAACAAUUUUUGUACUAUAAACAGUAAAGAAAGAGCAACUGUAAUGAAAUGUCUUAUUAACUCAUAAAUAUCUACUAUAUUGGUUUUUUAUUAUUUGUGUUGCGAAUUAUUACUGUUGUAUUUUUGACAAAAUGAAGCGGGCACGAAUAAAGGCUACAGUUACUGUUCCAACAAGACGGAAAACGACACAAGAAAAUGUUAACACAGAAUCUACAUCUACAACUGAUUGCAUUGAGAAAUCUAACAAUGAAGUUAAUGAUACUUCUUCAAUAUUACAACAACAAACUUCGGAGGAUAAUGUCCAAGAAACACAACCACAGGAUGUUCCAAUAACAGUAGAACAAAUAAAAAUUGAAAUGAUCCAUGAAAAUGUCUCACUUAAAAAUGGGAUCAAACGAAGUUUUGAUGAAUUGAGUAAAGAAAUUAUACAACCGUUGGAAAACACAAAUACAACAGAAUUAGGUUCUCCUACAAAAUUAUCACAGAGCAGAUUAAGUUUUAUGAGGCCAGUACCUAAAUUAAAUAGUAGUGGCAGAGUAAGAAGGAAUAGUGUACAAGGAAGUGGAGCUAGUGCAAGUGAAUCGGAAGAUGAUAGCAAGAGAACAAAUUCUAUCGCUAACAAUCAUACAAAAAAUGAUUUAGUUCAUACAGCAGAAGCUACUAAGGACACAGUUGUUAAUAAUACUAAAAUGUCUAGUUUAACAAAAUCGAAAAUGGGUCAAAAGAGACGUGUCUUAGUAUCUGAAUCUGCAAGGAAAUUAGCUGAUGCUAGAAGAGAAUUCAAUUUGAAACAUGAAAAUAAGAUACCAGAUAGAAGCAAACUUACUAUGUAUGAUCUAAUACAUUAUAAUCCAGUUACAAAUCCUAUGAAAAAAUCUAAAGAUUCUGAAACGGUAGCAAGAAAACUUUCAACAUGCCAACCUGACGAAUUACAAGAAGAAGAAAAUGAGGAUGACCCAUCAUCUGCAAUGCCUGUACCUCAAGUAAAAGUAGGACCAGAUGGCCAACUAAUAAUAGAUGAACAAAGUCUUGUUAUAGAGCAAACCAAUGCAAAAAAGAAUCGUGAAAUGUUAGCCAAGGAAGCUAUUAUUGAUGAUGAUACUGGAGGUGGAUUUUAUAAAAAACGUCAAAAAAGUAAAGAAUGGCCCAAAUGGGAAACUCUAAAAUUUUAUAAAGCAUUAAAUACAGUUGGUACUGAUUUCCUGUUGAUGCAAAGUCUUUUUCCAAAUAGAACACGUCAGGAAAUUAAAAUCAAAUUUAAAAAAGAAGAAAAAAUAAAUAGAAAUCUGAUAGAAAAAGCACUCGAGUAUCACCAAGAAUUUGAUACUGAAUUACUAGAAAAAUCAUUCGCUUUGUUGGAAAAAUCAGAAAAAGAGUUUUGUACUACACAAGAAAAAAAAAAGCAAAAGUUAUCAAGGAAUUUCGAAAAAAUUAAAAAAGCAGAUAGAAAACGAAGAUGCAGAAUCGUAGCAACUAGUAUUGCAGAAAUGGAUGCAUCAGAUGAAGAAGAAGGUUCAGAUUCAAAGGUACAAAACGAAAAUAUAGAAGAUAAUGAACACCAACAAUCUCUUAAAAAAACUCAUAAAAAAAAACGCAAAAAAAUUAAGGACGAAAAGAGAACAUCAGAAGUACCAUUAAUGGAAACGGAAGAUGUUGAAUCAUUAAGUGUAUGCUCAGGUUUUGAUAGUGAUACGGAAAUUUAUCAUGUACGACCAACUAGAUCCGGAAGAUUACCGAAAGUAAAAAAACUGCAAGGACCAGACAUAAAUACACUUGAUAAUGAAAGAUUGAAUUAUGAUUCAAGUGAUCAGGAAUGUACAACAUUGCCAAAAAAUACUACAAAAGAUCUGGAUAACAUAGUUUUUGAAAAUGCUAAUAGUAACCCAGAAAUGAAUUAUGCAAAUUCUGUUAAAACAGUCAUACCAAAUAUUAGUAACGUAGAACCAGGAUCCUUGCUCAUUUUGUCAAAAGAAUCUCCAGAGGAGCCUGGGAAAAGUGUUCUACAAGUUUACAUGAUUAGUUCCAACGUUAACUCCUCAGAAAAUAUUAAGGAACAAAUCGCCACACCUACAAAUUUACCACCAGAACUUUUAGCAACGGUAACCACUAGAUUAUCAAAUGCAGAAUCAAUUGCAGUCAAAGAAGAGUACGAAUAAUCGAAUAUAAACCAUUUCCCAGAGUAUAUGAUAUUAAAAAAUACAAGUCAUGUUCAUAAAUCAA
Molecule: messenger RNA, 2633 nt
Organism: Megalopta genalis
Lineage: Eukaryota; Metazoa; Arthropoda; Insecta; Hymenoptera; Halictidae
Gene: Bdp1
Product: transcription factor TFIIIB component B'' homolog Bdp1
Biological process (GO): RNA polymerase III preinitiation complex assembly
Cellular component (GO): transcription factor TFIIIB complex
Molecular function (GO): TFIIIC-class transcription factor complex binding
Source: RefSeq, a predicted model, not a curated record